Molecule: messenger RNA, 2466 nt
Organism: Oncorhynchus mykiss (rainbow trout)
Lineage: Eukaryota; Metazoa; Chordata; Actinopteri; Salmoniformes; Salmonidae
Product: B- and T-lymphocyte attenuator
Biological process (GO): immune response-regulating cell surface receptor signaling pathway
Cellular component (GO): plasma membrane
Molecular function (GO): signaling receptor activity
Source: RefSeq, a predicted model, not a curated record
UAUACUGUAACCCACUAAAAAUACAUAUACGUGUUGGCCUACGAUGUGUGAGGGAGAGGAAACAGACCUCUAAAGUAGAAGCAAUAGACAAGAGAGCUAUGGUAGGUAGGCUCAUAUGUAGGAGGACAGGAAGUGGAAAAACCCUGUAGAUGCAGAGGAGAUAGAGAGAAAGAGAGAGAGAGAGAGAGAGAGAGAGAGAGAGAGAGAGAGAAAUAUUCAGAACAUAUCGUCAGUGUCACCACUCAACUCACGUGUGUAAUCACAGGCGGUUUGCUCUAACUGAGUGACACGGGCAUGACCUGUCUUGAGAUCUCAUAAGACAUUGCAUCUUUGCCCUGAUGGACCCACUGUGGUCUGACCACAUCCUGCUGGUCCUCUGUCUCCUCUUCCUGGUCUGCAUCAAUGGCAAUGCUCAAGGCCCAUGUGAAAUUGAGGUGCCAAUCAAAAGAAACACUGUUUGGAAUGCUGUCCCUCAGAAACGGCUGACAAUCAACUGCCCUGUAAAACAUUGUGGGGAAACCUUACGUGUCACCUGGUGUAAAUUUGAGGACGCCAACUGCAAACAAAUCAAUGAGACAGAGCAAGUCAAAAUUGGAUGGAAACCAUUUGAUAGAGGGUCAGAAAAUCGUAUUGCAUUUUUGGAUUUUAAGAAGAUAUCUAGGAAUGACGAUGGUUCGUACAGAUGUGGAAUGGCUGGGAAAAAAUCAUCAAUUGUUAGCCAUGCUAUCAAUGUCUCUGUCUCAGAUAUCAACCUGACAAUGACUAGCACAGCAGACCACAACACAAACAACUCACCAAAUGCAAAGCAUGAUGAGAAAUAUCUGAGCUGGCUGCCGUAUGCUUACAUCUGUGUGGGAAUAGUACUGCUGGUGGUCGUGGUGACACCAAUCUCCUUCUUCUAUCUUUAUGGAUGUAAAGGACCAACAAGGUCAACAAAUAACGGCAUAAAGGAGCAGGCAGCACCAUGUCCAGACCUCUCCUCCUGCUCUAAGGGAACCUUUGCAUUAUCACCAUUCACACCAAACCCUGCCCACUCUGACAAUCUAUACAACAAUGGUCCCCAUGCCAAACACAUCAACAGGGCAUCGGCACACAGCCUCCUGAUGACAAACGGAACUCUGCCUUCCUCUGACAUCACAGCUGGAGGUCAAGGGUCAAACCACCUUGUGUACGCUAGCCUGAACCACCAGACCCCUAGAGGGUCCCCGAAACCCCCCCAUAUUCCAACCCCCCAUGACGAAUGCUCAGAGUAUGCAGCCAUCCGAGUCCACUGAGCCCAUAGGCUCUGAAAGAGACCUCAUCCAGACCAUAACGGCAGAGUGCUGCUGACUGUUUUACUGUUUAAGUUGUCUUCUUUGUUGGAUCUUCUCACUGAAAAAGAGGAAAGCUGAACAUAUUUUGUGGAUGAAAAUGUCACUCCUUGGGGGAUUCAUGUUUUUUUAUACAUAUAUAAAACUAACACACACUCUUCCUGGUGUCAUGGAAAUGUUGAGCAGUGUGUUAACCGCAGUGCAGCAGUAUUUCAGAGAAUAAAAUGUGAUUUAAAGAUGGGGGGGGAUCGUGGUGAGACAGGUGGGCAAGGGUUAGAGCUAGAGAAUAUGUGCUUCUGAGUGUGAACCUUCCUUCACGUCACACCUCAGAGUUAGAGGAGCAAAAUAACACCUGUUAGCAGUGUGUAUCACAAAGGUUAUCUCACACAUGAUGAUGAUAAACCAUCAUUUGUUAUUGACUAUCAAAAUAUAUAUUUUAAUGAAGAAACCACUGAGACACUUUGGUGAUUAUUAGUGAUGAUUUGGGGAUAUAACAGGGAAAAAUAACUCAUACCGAACAUUUUAUGUCCCUGUGUGUGACUAAGUGUGUGUGCCUGUGUCUAUAUGUCUGCAUAUGACUCACUCAGUAUGAGUGAGUGAAUGAGUGAGUGAGUGAGCGAGCGAGCAAGUGAGUGUUGGUGUAUAUUUUUGCACAGAUGCGCGUGUUUGUACGCAUGUGCUGGCUACAGGUUGGGGGCUUUCCAUGGUUUAUGUAAAAUGUUGAGCCCACCACAUAGCCGAAACAGUGAGUUGCUGUAAAUAGAUGUUCUCCCUCUUGAGAGUGUAUGGAAAUUCCAUUCAAAUGUUAUAUGAAUGUAAUAUGAAAGUGCAUAUGACUUUCUCUAUGGUCAUAGGAAGACAGAGGUAAUAGUUUGCAUAACUGUAAAAUGAUGUGGGCGUGGCAAGAUUGUAAUAGUGACACAUACAGUAACAAAUUCCAAUCUCAGUUAUUGUCAAUUAAUUUGAAACAUGUUCGUUUGAAGGCUACAUGUUUACUAUGCAACUACUCAAUUACAAUACAGUAUCCUUCAACAGAGAAUAGUGCCAGAGAAAUGUCCAUCAUUUUAUAAAGAAAUUGCGACAAAGACCAUUGUUACCACUUGAAGCAAGAGUGGCUAGUUUUUGAGAAUACAAAAUAAAGCUUGGGUCUAAUAUC